AUCUGAAUUGUUAUUUUCUACUUCUUACAGAUACAGGUCCACAAUGAGCUGUCAUCAAAGCGGAAAUGGCAUGGUGAUCCCUGGCACUCCAAUAGCUAUUGACUUUUGGAAUGUCAUACUCAAACCUCAGGCCAAAGUGUUCUUCCUAACCCAUUGCCACAGUGACCACCUGGAAGGCUUAACAAGUACAUGGAGGCAACCAAUCUACACUACUUCCUUUAAUGCUCACUGGCUUGCAAAGAAGCGCAAGAUUGCUCUUGCAACAUUCAUCAUUGUGGAGGCAGGCACUUCUGUCGAGGUGCCACUCGACCUGACAGGUCAAAAUAAGGCACUUGUGACUGCUAUUGAUGCUAACCACGUCCCUGGGGCUGUCAUGUUCCUUUUGCAAGGUUACUUUGGCACCAUUUUAUACACUGGAGAUUUUCGCUAUUAUCCUGAAAUGCCUCUUCAGCCGGGGCUGAACAACCUGCAAGCUGGAGAUGUUGAUGUUCUCUACCUGGACAACACUUAUUGUCACCCGAUCUACAACUUCCCCUCUCGCGAUGACGCUUCUCUCAUCAUACUCAACAUAAUUAAAUGCCACCCUAAACACCGCAUAAAGCUUGGCUGCCGCAACCUAGGCCGCGAGGAGCUGUACUUAUUCCUCGGCGUCCAGAUGGACGAGCUGGUGCUCGUGCCCCCUGCUGUGCUGUUGUCCCUGCAGCUGCUACGCGCCCCUGAAUACUUCACCACAGAUCCUGCGCAGUCGAGAAUACAUCUCGUGCCUCUGGCGCAGGUCUCACAGAAAAGCCACCAGUGCUGGAAUACCGAAUAUCCGACCAUCAGCAUCCGUGCAUCAGCCAUGACUACUAUUUAUUUGCCAGCUGAAGAAAAGGACCCAAAACAAGAAAUGGGUGAUGUACAGUGUUGCCCGGUUCAUCCAUGUUGCUCCGAGAUGGUGGCUACCGAAACUGUACUUUUUAAUGAUGUUAAUGACUCCUCUCCAUCAGUAAAUAUAGUCGGUGUAGCGCGUUCAGUCAAUGCUGUUCCUAAUAAUGUUGACGUUUUUUCGCACAGCUCAGUGGAUAUUUUCAAGGAACAAAUUCAGUUAUCGCCCAUCAAAAAUGUCGUCUCAUCUCAACUUCACGCGGACUCUUUUGGUGACGGCGUCCAGGGUCCCAUGUGUUCCACUCAAGUUGAACGAUCAAAUGAAGAUGAAACUGAACUUCAAUCUAACCGCGUUUUAAGUGAUCCUGAAGAUAUUGAAGGAACUGUCAUGAAAUUACACAGUUUGGAAGAGAAUCAAACAAAGGCCAUUUUGUCAGAUUCUCUGUUUUCCGCUGGGAUAUUGAAUGCUUCAAAAUCGUUGGAUCUUGAUAAAAUAGUUAGCCAUCAAUCAGAUGAAGACACUUGCAUUAAAAAUAAAUCUCGUCUUAAUCAGGAGCCGUCUCCACAAUCUAAAUUCAAAUCUAAAGACGCUGGCUUUAGAUGUAUAUGCUCUCAGAUUAGAGAAUACAGCUGCGCUAACGUACCUGGGCUAUUUAAUGUGCCUUACAGCGACCAUUCUAACUUUGAAGAGCUCAGAGCUACAGUUACAGCCAUCAAACCUCGCUCUGUUGCGCCCAUUGUAGCUGCGUCUGCUCGGAUCGCUCGUGACCCGGAAGACAAAUCAAACAUGUCCCUGUUUGAAGACUUGCUUUACAAGGAUACCGGUAAUACUCACUCGGAUACUCAAUGGAAAGAUUUCUAUGAAGCUCAGCCUACAAAGUCCGUCCAAUUUGACGGAGUAUUGCGAGAUGCACCUCAAAAUCGCUCGGUGGCUGUUCAGCAGCGAAUUGCAAGGUUGUGCGAGAAAUUGCCUUAUUUUUCUAUACCCGAUGACGUAUCGGACUUGAUGUCUUCAAAUUCAAAUGCUUUGAGCUGCCAUCAUGACUUGCCUAUUAAGUGGAAAAGAAAAGUCAUCAGGCGCAAACGUGAACGGCGACAAGCAUUGGGUGUCAAAAGAGGGGUGCAUUUCGAGGAGCUAUCUUGACCGUAAUGCUACUAAGAAGACGUUUGUGAUUCCGAUGUGAUAAUUAUACGAUGUAAUUCAAGUAUUUUCGCCGUCCAAAUUAGGUAGAAUCCAUAUUCAUGGUAAGUUAAGUUUAGUAAUAUACUCAACCCUAUUCAAUGGCGUCAUUAUAUAACGAUUCUUAAUAUUUUUGUUAUGAAAAGUGUACA
Hyalella azteca is the source of this 2199-nucleotide messenger RNA. Its product is annotated as 5' exonuclease Apollo. The record is from RefSeq and is a predicted model, not a curated record. Gene Ontology annotation, molecular function: damaged DNA binding; 5'-3' DNA exonuclease activity. Gene Ontology annotation, biological process: double-strand break repair via nonhomologous end joining; interstrand cross-link repair; protection from non-homologous end joining at telomere. NCBI's taxonomy places the organism in Eukaryota, Metazoa, Arthropoda, Malacostraca, Amphipoda, Hyalellidae. Bases 44 to 2011 code for a protein of 655 amino acids. The transcript is spliced from 6 exons.